AUGUUGGAGUUGAGCCAAGGAUAUUACAGUAAUAGCAGUAUCAUUUCUAGAAAAAAUAUGACCACCUCCUACUUCGUUGCUUCUUUGCUUGCUGUGUUCAUAUUUGCCUCCUUAAUGGCAACCGAAAUGGUAGAGAGUCAAAACCUUGCUCCCAAUAUUACGGUAGUAAAUGUUUCACCUCAAACAUAUGAGAUUAAAUAUACUGAUGAUGUGAUGAUUGAGGUUGUCGUUGCCAAUGAUUUGAUGAUUAAUUGGACGAUUAACGGGACUGCUAUUGAUUAUUACAAUACCACUCUCGUAUAUCCUGUUUUUAAUCUUCAGGAAGACGUUACCUAUGUCAUCACCUUAACCGUUACCGAUACCAAUUCGUUAACCAGUUCCACGUUCGACCAUCCCUUCAAGAUCCUUAAAUCAUCCAGACACUGUAACUUUAACGUAACACCCACCUCGGGCUUUGCAUUUGACACUGAAUUUUCUCACGUGAUUGAAAACUGCAGGGCAGAUCAUCUACGAUUCUCCUACUUUUUUAAGCUGGAGGAAGGCAUAAGGGAAGUACAUCACGAAAAUGUGAGUAACGACAUGGUGAUAACUCCUCUUCCCUUUGGUAACCAAAGUGAAAUUGUGGUGGGAGUUGAAGUCAUGGACUCACUUACAGAAAGCUCCACAAUAUAUACCUAUCCAGUAGUAGUCGAGGUACCUUCAUUGGGAUCAUUUGAGGAAUGCAAGAUCUUGUUACGAAGCCUUGGUUUUAAAAGAUCUGCUGGAUCUCUUCCCCCAUUCAAAUACGUACAUGUCUACUCUCCUCACAACCUUCAGUUGGCAGCAAACGAGUGUGCCAGAUUAGUCGUCGAUCAUGGUGUUAGUGUGUAA
This is a messenger RNA of Naegleria lovaniensis, 870 nucleotides long. RefSeq lists its product as uncharacterized. The record is from RefSeq and is a predicted model, not a curated record. The transcript has a single exon. NCBI's taxonomy places the organism in Eukaryota, Heterolobosea, Eutetramitea, Acrasida, Naegleriidae. The coding region runs from base 1 to 870 and encodes 289 amino acids.